GCGGCGGCCUCCUUUAACCGGCCGCUCACACUGUCCUACACGCACACACGUCGUACAUGUGGCGUACGCGCUCCGCACACACGUGGACGGCGACACGUACUGUAGGAGCCGUAGCCGCCGGCGUCUCGUGGUCACGGUUUGGUGGGAUCAACCGUCGUCCGUUGUCUUGCCGUUGAUUAUUGACUACGGCCACAUUUCGCGUUCCGGCGUCCGGUCGUUGAUUUGCCGUCAUUGCCGUGCGGUGCAAAUAAUUUCCCUAUGACAUUAUUAUGAUGAUUAUUAUUAAUAUAAGCACGCAAAAAACGUCCCGGAUUAACACGAGUUAUCGAUUGGCCGCGAGGGAGAGUUUUUGUUUUCUCCAGUUGGCGGCGCGCGCGCUUCCGGCUUAGGACGACGGCGACAACAUUCUUUUUUAUCAACCCGUUUUUCCCGUGGCCACCCGCCCGACGACAACGAGUCGCGGCCACCGUCGACGGAUCGCACCGGAACCGUUCCUCGCGUCACGGUCGUCGAGUGUCAUCCGGCCACCGCAGUAACCAGACUACCGUCGCGUCGGCUCAGCUGAUCUCGACGGACACGGCGACCCGCGCUCCACGUUGAUCACCGAUCUCAUACCGCAAUCAUGGCAUUACUGCAUUUCCUAUUAUGAUCAAGAUAUCAAGAGAACGUUCGAAAUUUAAUACAAUUAUGAUGAAGCCUAAGUCCAAACACACAAUCAGACAUAUUCUGGACAUGCCAUCAAGGUUGCCGCCGUCCAAACGUCCAGCUGCCAAACCACCAGAUGUAUCAUGGGCGAAGCAAAGAAAGCUGGUACUUCCUCCAGUUAACAAACAGAAAUAUUUAGAACCGUCGCCUUGGUUACAGACUAAUUCUCCAUUCAAGGCGUCCCAGCAAAAACUCGCCACUGACACUGCCGGUCCAGAAGACCUGUCAGUUCGGCGAGUGAAAUCUGUUCAGACAAUGAGCAAGGAAGAAAAACUCACAACCAACGUCGCAGGGUAUGCGGCUCAUCAGGCCGAUGGACAAAAUAUGUCCGCCCAGCCGUCUAAACGAAAAUCCACGAGCGACGGCCAAAUAACCGCGGCCAAAUCACAGUCGGCGGCGGACGAGACUUUUUCGCACAAGAAGAGGCGUCGCGCGCUUAAGCAAAUGCAAGAGAUGCAGGCGGAUAAAGAAAAGGCGUCGACCGGCGAACAGGAAAUCGGAAAUGGCGGCGCUGCCCAGAAAACCAUGGUAUUGCCAAAGAAGAGGCCGAUCGCAAACCAGACGACAGGCGGUGGAAACGGAAACACAGCAGCCACCACCGUAGGAUUGGCGCCGAAGAAGCCGACCAAGGCCGCCGGCGAUGAAGCCGUGGACGACGAAACGCUCAUCCGAGAAACGGAGGCGGCUCUGAAAAGUCUGUCCGGCGGCUGGCCGGGACCGCGACAUUCGUCGUUCUACAGGAACGGACACGACGACGAUCGGUACGAGUCACCGGCGUUCGUCAAUCUGUUUGACGAGAAAAAGAACAUUCAUCCGGCCGGAGCGACGGCCAAAGUAGACGAGAACAAGAACACUUGCGACGCGUCCGCUGAGGUAAAGCCGGAGUCGCCGCCGCGCCGAGAAAACGCGCAGGACGCCACGGCCAAGAUCGACAAGGACGGAGACGCCGCGCUACAUUCCAGACAAAAGCCGGACAAGUACGUGCCGUCCAAAUACGAACCGGACUUUAACGAACUGGUUGACGACUCGUCGAACGAACUAGAGAUCGACAUGUCCGCCACCGGAACAGGCGACAAAGACGAAGAGGACACGGCCGGCGAUCGGCUACGGCGGAAAUUAGACGUGGACAGACGCAACAACAACAACAACAACAGUCAUAUACGAGCCGACGAAAUGACGCUUAAGUCGGAAUCUGGAGCUGACAACGUGUACGACGUGUAUCUGAUGGACAAGACGGCAUUUUCCGCGUUCCGGCCCGUCACCGGUGUCGAGGCUAAAGAUACUGCGCGAUUGGACCUACCAACUGCGGUCGGCGUGGCCAUGUCUCCGCUGGGCCCGUACCCACCGGCCGGGGCCACUUUCGUAGUCGGUUACACCGGUCCAUCGACGACAAACGUAUCCGGUCACGCGUCACCGACAAAACAUUCGUCCGGUGACGGCGCAAUGGCGGCCCCCGUCAAACCGGUCAGCGUGAAGCUCGAGGACGACACCGCGACGGACAAGCCGGAUAUGUCCGGUGUCGUAAGCAAAAUGGAUUCUCCAAGCCCGUUGUCCAAACAGUAUACGAUACUCCAGCCGGCGGGGGCCGAUUCUAGGGCGGCGACGGCUCUGCAAGACGUGGCGCGUGAAGGCGUACUGGGCGCGUCAGUGGUGAGCGCUGCGGGCAGCCUGUCACCGCGAACAACCGCCGGAACGCCUAAACUCAACCAAGUGGACGGUAUCAUGUCGGGCUGCAUGAACAGUAAAGACGGAAAUAAAUGUCCUACUCCAGGUUGCGUGGGCCAAGGUCACAUUACUGGAUUGUACUCGCAUCACAGAAGCUUGUCGGGAUGUCCCCGCAAGGAUAAAGUAACGACGGAGAUUCUGGCCAUGCACGAAACAAUAUUGAAGUGUCCCACUCCCGGAUGUAACGGUCGGGGACAUGUCAGCUCCAAUCGAAAUUCACACAGGAGCCUGUCCGGCUGUCCAAUCGCGGCGGCUAACAAACAGGCACAACGGGAACGACAGAAAAAACUAUCACAACAGUACAUCGCUGCGCUAACAGUCUGCAACGACGGUCUGGAACAGUACAAGCACUUGAACAACAUCAAGGAAACGUACCAAAUGUACGGAGACCACUGCGGCUCGGCAAGCGGUUCACCCACGUCCGAAUACCUGGCCACGUCGUAUUACGGGUCACCGGCUGUCAACACUAAAGCCGCCAUGAAGCCAAAGAUAUUAUUGCACAAAGAAGACGAAGAGGAUGAGAAACCAGACACGAAGCAGCUGCACUUGAAAUCCGAAAUGGGAUGUUGCGACAAUACGGCGGUGGCCACUCCGACCCAAGAGGACGGAAUGGCCAUCAAGACGGAAAUGCAUUCGACGGGAUCGUGCCGUUCGGUAACGCCUCCGUGUAGUCGCCGCACGCCCAUGGCCAUGUCUUACGACCACUGUCACGACUCCAAUUCGUCGUCCAUGUCAGGCAGUAUGGACGUCAUGAACCAUCACCAACAGCAAAUUCAACAACACGGCGGUGGUAUGACGACGCCGUCGCCGCUCCAAUCUCAGCAACAACAUAAUUCAACAUCGUCGACAUCAUACAUGAUGAUGGACGUCAACAGUUCCCGUCUGCAACACAGACCGUACGAGACUCAACAGAUUAACGGUAGUGGAGCCGGUAACGCCGGCGGCCAACAACAAGACGCCAUGUACAACAGAACGGAUCGCAGUUACACACUAACCAACAUCAACAGGCCUUCGCCAUCGUAUUCUUCCGAUAUGACAACGCGAUCGUACGACGCGAGACCUCCAUCGUACCCCAACUCUUUAAACGGCGCCACCGUUGCCGUGACGGCCGCCACGUACGCCGACCGGUACGACUCGGACCAACAGUGCCAACGUUAUCCGUCCGAGUACGGAGACGCCACUACCAUGUAUCAACCGCACCAAAUGAUCAUGAAACCAGAACAACCAGUACAAAUGGAUGACUCCAUCGAACCACCGCUAUACCCGAGGCCUUUAUAUCAGUACGAUGCCACCAAUACGACUACGUCUACAGCACCGGCCGUUCAAUCAGGGUUUCCUACGGCGGCAGCGAUCAAUUUGUCGGUAAAAUGCAUCGCUGCUGCGAGUUCCGGGAUGAAGCCACUUCCGCUACCGCUUCCACUCCCUCUAACCCGUUCUCCGAGUGCCGUUUCAGUGAUGGACCUGUCCACGUCCAGCGUAACGUCGACGAGCCCACAGAACGCCACAUAUUCAAACAGCCUGAGCCCACACCAUUAUGCGGGAACCGCCGGACACCGCACUAGUCCAAACACUUCGACUUCCAGUCCACAAGUCGCGCAAGCACCCAGCCCUCAAGGUCAAACUUUAGAUCUCAGCGUUAGCCGGGCACCUGGAAGGCUAGUGUUUUCUGGAGGAGUACCUAACGGGUACAGCAGAGAGUCGACGCCCGAAAGUGGAGGUUCUCACUACAUGGACCAUUAUAGGGACGUUAACGGUAAUGAUCGUUGUUAUUAUUCUCCGUCUGCAGAGGCCGGCCGGAAUUCUAAUGGUAGGCUCACCGUAGGUUAUACGUCCUUGAGUCCUCAUCCCGGAUAUCCAAUGCCGGAGUACGCCAACGGAUACUCAACACCGUACAGCACAUCAGCAUACACUUGUGGCUAUUCGGCUGGUGCUUACCAGCAGGGUGCACCACCCAACGGGUUCUCGCAAAACCCGUGUUACAGUAUGCCGCCACCUCAACAAGACAAGCUCUCCGUUUCGUCCAAAGAUGACAGCAUUUCUGUUUGUGCCAGAAGCGAUCGAUCUUCAUCGCAACCAGGAAUAUCAUCAACGCACUCACAGGAAUUAAAAUGCCCAACACCAGGUUGUGAUGGUUCUGGUCAUGUAACUGGCAAUUACUCUUCACAUCGAUCGCUAUCUGGUUGCCCUCGUGCUAAUAAGCCAAAGAGUAAACCGAGAGACGGUCAAGACUCUGAACCACUUAGAUGUCCCAUACCCGGUUGUGAUGGAUCCGGCCAUGCUACAGGAAAAUUCUUAUCUCACAGAAGUGCUUCUGGUUGCCCAAUUGCAAAUCGUAAUAAAAUGCGUGUACUUGAAAGCGGAGGAACUGUAGAACAACACAAAGCUAAUAUAGCAAAACUUCAACAACAGCACCAUCAACAACAGUCAGAACAAACUACAUGCGAGCCAUCACAUCACAAUACUAGUCCAUUCCUCCACCGAGGUCCACCUACUCUGAGCGUAUGUCAUCCGUCUACUCCGAAUUUGGUAUCCAACAAGAAACCCCUUUCAACAAAUGCGGCUGAUUCAUUGUACCAUCAUAUGUAUGGAUCAAAACAGUUACAUAAUGAUUGUAAUAUGGGGAACGGUGGUGAAGAUCUGUUUUCUUUGGACGCUGAAAUAACAGAGUUGCAACGAGAAAAUGCACGCGUCGAGUCUCAAAUGUUGAGAUUGAAGACAGACAUCAAUGCUAUGGAGGCUCACCUUCGACACGGGGAUAAGGAAACACCAAUCUUAUCUCAACGACAAAGUUCCCAUUUGAAUGGGUACUAUGAAAAUCUGAGAAGCAAUAUGAUGUCUUUUUUGGAACAAGUGCGUCAUCCCGACAUGCAGUCUGACUCAGAAAAAACCCAGGAACAGUUUGACAGUUGUUUGAAGUUACAGAAUUUGUGCCAUAAUCCAAACUCAGACUAUACAACUUAUAAUAAUUUGACCCCAACUAAAAACCAAGAAAACCGUCCUGUGUAUGAAACUGUAAAAACAGCAAUGCAGGACUAUAAUGUUCUACCGCCUACAGCCAUAUGAAAUCCAUCGAAUCAAAUCAUACUUGAUACUUGAUCAUAAAAUAAUAUAGCUAAUAUUAUUGUUAAAUUUUCUGAACAUAUUAUAUUUUAAAAUUGUAAAUCGGUAGUUUAUACCAACGUUUUAAUUUUACAUUUGGAAUUCAGUGACCAAACAUGAGUAGACUUUUAUACUUAUUUAAAGAAGUAUAUUUAAAUAUUAUUCUAUCAAAAAUACUGUUUA
Molecule: messenger RNA, 5712 nt
Organism: Adelges cooleyi (spruce gall adelgid)
Lineage: Eukaryota; Metazoa; Arthropoda; Insecta; Hemiptera; Adelgidae
Exons: 18
Coding region: 646-5493 (1615 amino acids)
Biological process (GO): regulation of transcription by RNA polymerase II
Cellular component (GO): nucleus
Molecular function (GO): RNA polymerase II cis-regulatory region sequence-specific DNA binding; DNA-binding transcription factor activity, RNA polymerase II-specific; zinc ion binding
Source: RefSeq, a predicted model, not a curated record